AGUCCCUCGUGCAACUUCCAGGGCGCACUCGACCGGGCGGCGGCGCGCAGCUGCCGAGACCCAGCGCGGGGCCGCAUGGAGGCCACGGAGAAGCAGUACCUGUUAGACGCCAGGUCUGGAGCUCGGUCGUACAUGGGAUCUCUGUGGCAGGAUGGGACUGGCUGGAUCCCUCUGCCUGGACACAGCCUGGACUUACAGGCCAUUGAGGUGGCUGCCCAGAGCAACCAUUACUGUCAUGCCCAAAAGGAUCUUGGCAGUGAAGGUGACCCCAAGAAGGAACGGGCCCGGCGCCAACUCUAUGUGGCCUCUGCCAUCUGCUUGGUGUUCAUGAUCGGGGAAGUCAUUGGUGGGUACCUGGCACACAGCUUGGCCAUCAUGACCGAUGCAGCCCACCUGCUCACUGACUUUGCCAGCAUGCUCAUCAGCCUCUUCUCCCUCUGGAUGUCCUCCCGACCAGCUACCAAGACCAUGAACUUUGGCUGGCAGCGAGCUGAGAUCCUGGGAGCCCUGGUCUCUGUGUUGUCCAUCUGGGUCGUGACUGGGGUACUAGUGUACUUGGCUGUGGAGCGGCUGGUCUCUGGGAACUAUGAGAUCGAGGGGAACACCAUGCUGAUCACAUCGGGCUGCGCUGUGGCUGUGAACAUCAUAAUGGGGUUAACCCUUCACCAAUCUGGCCAUGGGCACAGUCAUGGCCAUGCACACAGCCAUGGCCAUGCACACAGCCACGACACCAGUGAGCAGCAGGAGAACCCCAGCGUCCGAGCUGCCUUCAUCCACGUGAUUGGGGAUUUUCUGCAGAGCGUGGGCGUCUUGGUUGCAGCCUAUAUUAUAUACUUCAAGCCGGAGUACAAGUAUGUAGACCCCAUCUGCACCUUCGUCUUCUCCAUCCUGGUCCUGGGGACAACCUUGACCAUCCUGAGAGAUGUGAUCCUGGUGCUAAUGGAAGGGACCCCCAAGGGCGUGGACUUCACAGCAGUGCGAGAUCUGCUACUGUCCGUGGAGGGAGUGGAAGCCUUGCACAGCCUGCAUAUCUGGGCACUGACUGUGGCCCAGCCGGUGCUUUCUGUCCACAUAGCCAUCGCUCAGAAUGCAGACGCCCAGGCUGUGCUGAAGGCAGCCAGUAGCCUUCUCCAGAGGAGGUUCCACUUCCACACUAUGACCAUCCAGAUCGAGGACUACUCCGAGGACAUGAAGGACUGUCAGGCAUGCCAAGACCCCAAGGACUGACUGCCUGGCCAGACACCAACUAGGGCAUAGACAGGACCUGCAGGUGAUGGGACUGACAGUCCUCCAGGCCCAGCCAGGACUCUGCCUCCUCUGGCUGUGUGUAAACAGCCCUGACCUCUGCUGCGUGCUCAACGUGGAGCCUGGACCUGCACUGGGAAUAGGCUCUUCCGGCCUCCCCAUCUGACUACAGCCAGCCCCAGGGUGGGGACUUGGCAGGUAUCAAGCUAGCUGACCCACUCCUCCAGCUCCUGGGUCAGCUGACAGGGCUGUGUUUGGGCUAAUGCUGUCCUAUCACCUGCAGUGGCAAAGGCAUUGCAGCACAGCGUGGGACAGCAGCCUCUGUGUUCCCUCACCUGCCUGCCUCAUUUCCUAUUUUCGGCCUGUCUGGGCUUUGCCUUACGAGUCUGUAAAGAAGCCCUGAGUCACUUUGUUGCCCUUGGUAGAGUGCCGUGGCAUUACAGCUCACAGCAACCUGCAGCUCUUGGGCUUAGGCAAUUCUCUUGCCUGAGCCUCCCGAAUAGCUGGGACUACAUGUGCCUGCCACAACACCCAGCUAUUUUUUGUUGCAGUUUGGCUGGGGCCAGGUUCGAACCCGCCACCCUUGGUAUAUGGGGCCUGCAUCCUACUCACUGAGCCACAGGCACCGCCCAAUAACUCAUUUCUUAAAAAACAAAACAGCAGUCCAAGAAGACAGUCCCCUCCUCCUGCCAAUAACACUAUGGUUUAAGGAAGCCAUAGGGCCAGGAGUUGUGGGGACCCCCACUCUCAUGUGGGUCCCCCUGAAGUGGGGAUUCAGGAGGCACCUGAGGCCUGUCUGGGCCUCAGUCACUUUAGCUGUAAGCCAAAUGUUUCCUUUCUUGUAGUGGGGAGGCUUCCUACUAAGCAAGAGGCUGGUUUCUUUUUUCCUUAUUCCCCCAGCCCAGGAAGCUGUGCCAACACAAAAACACCCUUGGCACAGGGGGUAGGAGGGGAUAGAGGUUUCAGCUUGAGUGCUACCCCAAGGGCCUCACAGCCCCCAGGCACUUCUCUUGCUCUGAGAAUGUCCUGGGGAUAGCAGAGCCUAAAGCCAGAUGUGAUCAGGACAGUUCUGUUGCCUCUCUGGCCUGCAGAUGGGGGAGAAAAAGGAGCUGGACACAGGCCAGGGGCCAGCUAGGAGGGAGACACCAACUUCCUAGGGCUGGCGUGUAAAAAAAAUUUUUGACCAACAGAGUGGGUUAUAAGUUGAAAAAGGGGAGACUUGUCCUGAUUCAUGGAGACAGUGUGCCCAGUUAUCAAGGGAGCCCUGCAUGAGAUGGUGUGUCUCUGCCAUUAUAAGCAAAUGUCCCAGGCAAGCUGGCCUCUUUGCCUUGUACUGUCAUCUGUAGAUUACAAGUGUUAAUAUGUACCUCACUCCAUUGAGGUAGUCAAAGUCUGCCCAGUACCUGGGAGUUGAUGAAGAGUGGUUGUUUUUAUUAUCCUGGAGAGAGGGGACUUUGGGCUAGGUGCAGUGGCUCAUGCUUGCAAUCAUAGUGCUCUGGGAGGCUGAGGCAGGAUUUCAUGAACUCAGGAGUUCCAGACCAUUCUGAGCAAGAUCAGGAUCCCAUCUCUAUUAAAAAAAGAAAAAUUAGCUGGGCUUUGUGGUGGGUGCCUGUAGUCCCAGCUACCCAGGAGGCUGAGGCAGGAGGAUCACUUGAACCCAGGAGUCAGAGGUUGCUGGGAGCUGGGCCGACACCACUGCACUCUAACCUGGGCAACAGAGUAGGACUCUGUCUCAAAGAAAAAAAAAAAAAGAAAGAAAGAAAGAGGGGACUCUGGUCCAAGGCUGUCUUGCUAAGGAGCUGGGUCAAGGGCUUCCCAAUCUCUGUAGGGGCAGUACUGAGUUUGUCUUGACUCCCUCCUGGCUCCAUGGUGGGAAAGGGAGGGGUUGACUGCUUCCUUCCUCUUUCCAAAAGAGAA
This is a messenger RNA of Nycticebus coucang (slow loris), 3162 nucleotides long. It is a transcript of the gene SLC30A2, whose product is annotated as solute carrier family 30 member 2. The record is from RefSeq and is a predicted model, not a curated record. Gene Ontology annotation, molecular function: zinc ion transmembrane transporter activity. Bases 76 to 1227 code for a protein of 383 amino acids. Gene Ontology annotation, cellular component: plasma membrane. Gene Ontology annotation, biological process: zinc ion transmembrane transport; response to zinc ion. The transcript has 8 exons. Lineage: Eukaryota; Metazoa; Chordata; Mammalia; Primates; Lorisidae.